GAAGAGCGACGAAAUGAUCAGCCAGACCAGCCAAUCCUUGGGAGUGAGGAUGCAGUCGGAGCUUGAACAGCCCUCCGAACUGCGGCAGGAACCGGAGAAGCUGCUCAGCUCAGUGUGUAGGACGGCCACAGGGACUGAAUCGGCCUCUAGGGAAGUGGAUGAACAUCCUGGAACCAACUUGUUCCCGCCGCCGCUGCCUCGACCCCGAAUCUGCAUGUGGAAGUACUUGGACAUCCAUUCUAUGUACCGGCUGGAGAAGACCACCAACGUUGAGGAGAUGAGGAAGGUGCUGGCUGAACUGUUGGAGCUAGGUUGUCCUGAGCAGAGCCUGCGAGAUGCUAUCACCCUGGACCUCUUUGCCCAUGCACUCAUGUUCUGCCGCCAACAGGGCUUCUCACUGGAGCAGACAUCAACAGCUUGUGCCCUGCUCCAAGAUCUUCACAAGGCCUGUGUUGCAACCCCCUUGGGCAACGUGGAGGAAUGCUACCGCUACUUUACCAGUGUUCUUUUUUGCCAUGGAGUCAGGCGGCCCCCCUUCAGCAUUGACCUCUUUAAAGAGGAACAGCUGCUGGCCCUGGCAGACUAUGUGGUCAACACCUAUUUCCGCCACUUCAAGCUCUACAAAUAUGUCUUCACACCCCAGGUGCGGUUGGAUCUAUCUUUGACUUACAUGGGGCUACAGUCACCCAAGCUCUGGCCAGAAGACAAAGAAGAAACCAAGGAAGUGGAGGAGCAGGCAGUCACCCCACACGAGGAGGAACUGGAAACGGUGGCCCAGCCACAGCAAGAGCCAAAUGAGGUCCACAUCCUCCAAAACUAUAUCAAGACCCAACUGAACAAAGAGCUGGGGCAGCUCCAAGAACUGGUAGAGGAGAGGCUCAAGGCCAGUGAGGAAAGACUCAACAGCAAAUUGACUGCACUAGAGCGGCCCUUCCAGCUACCUCCAGGCAAAAGCAAGAACAAGACUAAGUGAUCCUCAGCAUUUUCUCCAAUAAAGGCCUAGGCCAGAACGGCCCAAU
This is a messenger RNA of Otolemur garnettii (small-eared galago), 1019 nucleotides long. It is a transcript of the gene CFAP119, whose product is annotated as coiled-coil domain containing 189. Lineage: Eukaryota; Metazoa; Chordata; Mammalia; Primates; Galagidae. Bases 14 to 973 code for a protein of 319 amino acids. The record is from RefSeq and is a predicted model, not a curated record. The transcript is spliced from 9 exons.